This is a messenger RNA of Macadamia integrifolia, 3006 nucleotides long. RefSeq names its product disease resistance protein RUN1-like. The transcript is spliced from 4 exons. Bases 1 to 3000 code for a protein of 999 amino acids. Lineage: Eukaryota; Viridiplantae; Streptophyta; Magnoliopsida; Proteales; Proteaceae. Gene Ontology annotation, biological process: defense response; signal transduction. The record is from RefSeq and is a predicted model, not a curated record. Gene Ontology annotation, molecular function: ADP binding.
AUGGCUGAACUGAAUGAGGCGUCCUCCUCUGCCUCUGCAUCUGUAUCUUCCAAUUUUGAUGUGUUCCUUAAUUUCAGAGGUGAAGACACUCGCAAAAACUUCACUGGGUUCCUUCACAAAGCUUUGAAAAACAGUGGAAUCAAUGUCUUUUUUGACAGUGAAAAAUUGUGGGUUGGAGAAGCCAUUGGCCCAGCCCUCCUCAGAGCCAUAGAGGGAUCCAAAAUCUCAAUCCCUGUCUUCUCCAAAGGUUAUGCCUCUAGCAAAUGGUGCCUACUGGAACUUUCUCAGAUACACCAUUUCCACACAACCAAUGGUCAAAUGGUCCUUCCCAUAUUCUUUGAUGUUGAGCCAUCCCAUGUUCGAAAUCAGACUGGAAGUUUUGAAGGACCCGUUCAAGAACAUGAAAAGAAUUUUAAACCCCAUAUUGUAGAGAGUUGGAGGGAAGCUUUAAGAAUGGUAGGGAAUCUCAAGGGAUGGGUUCUCAAGGAAGACGCAAAUGGAGAUCAAGCAGAUCUAGUUGAAUUAGUUGUCAAAAGAGUUUGGGGUGCAUUGAUCAGCAGCACCUUUUUGGCUGAAUGUAAAUACCCUAUUGGAAUAGAUUCAUGUGUGAAUGAACUGUUACCUUUAUUAAAUAUUGGUUCCAAUGAUGUUCAGUCCUUGGGAAUCUGUGGUUUCGGUGGAAUUGGAAAGACAACUAUUGCCAAAGCUCUCUACAAUCGCAUCCAUCCAAACUUCAAUAGACAUAGUUUUCUUUCAGAUGUUAGAGAGCAAGCAACGCAACGCAGGGGUUUAGCAACUUUGCAGAAGCGUCUUCUUAAAGAUAUCUUCAAAGUAGACAUUGACAUAGCCGAUUAUCACAGAGGAAAAACAAUGAUAAAAGAAAGACUUUGUAAAGAAAAUGUUCUUCUUGUUCUUGAUGAUGUGGACAACCAAGAACAGUUAAGUGCUUUGGCUAGUGAAUUGAAUUGGUCUGGUCAAGAAAGCAGGGUCAUAAUAACAACCAGGGACGAACAUAUUCUGAAUAUGGCUAAAGUUGAUGGUGAUAAAUUAUAUUGGCCUCAAGUUCUGGAUCAUAAUCAAUCUCUUCAACUAUUUAGUUUUCAUGCCUUUUCAAGGGGCCAACCUCCUGAAGAUUACAUGCAACUUUCACAAGAUGUAGUCUGCUAUUCGGGAGGGUUGCCUUUAACUCUAGAGGUGUUGGGGUCUUACCUAUCAGAAAUAAGCAACAAAGAUAUUUGGGAAAGUACAUUGCAAAAAUUGAAAGAUAUUCCUCAUGAAAAAGUCCAGAGAAGGUUGAAGAUAAGCUAUGAUAAUCUAGAAGAUGAUUAUCAGAAAGCCAUAUUUCUUGAUGUUGCAUGCUUUUUCAUUGGAUGGGAGAAACAAACAGUAAUUUUUAUAUGGGAAGCUUGUGGCUAUCAUCCUAAAUCAUCAAUAUACAUACUAUUUAAAAGGUCCCUUCUAAAAUUUCAAGGCAAUUUCUUAAGAAUGCAUGAUCAAAUUCGAGAUAUGGGAAGGAAAAUUGUAUUGGAAGAAAGCCUUAUGGAGCCAGGAACUGAUAUGAUAAAAGGCAUAAUGCUUCCCUAUGCAUUUGUGCCUAUUAAUUUAGAUAGUGAACAAUUUGAGAUGAUGCACAAUCUACGAUAUCUCGACAUUAGUCUAGCAAACUUCACGGGAGACUUUUCACUCCUUCCUUCUGGGUUGAUAUGGUUCAAGUGGAUUGGUCGCCAUUGGGGUACUAUUCUACCAACCAAUUUUUAUCACAGGAGACUAGUUAAUCUCGACCUAUCAGAUAGCAUGAUUAAACAAGCCUGGAAUAUGGAGCCUCAAGAUGAAAAUAAGCGGUUCCAAAAGUUGAAACUUCUCAAUCUUAGGCGAUGUCGUUAUCUAUCUAAGUCCCCAAAAUUUUCAUGGUUUCCUUACUUGGAGAGAUUAGAUCUUGAGUGUUGCGAUUCCUUGGAUAAGUUAGAUGAGUCCAUUGGGCAAUUGACUCAGCUUAAAAGUCUUAUUCUAUGCAUGUGCCAACAAAUAAAGGAGUUGCCUAAGUCUAUUGGUAAUCUAAAAUCUCUAGUCAAGCUUGACUUGUCAUGGAUAGAGAAAAUGGAAGAACUCCCACAUAGCAUUUCCCGACUGAGUUCUCUCAAAGAGCUUAAUCUCCAAUCAUGCGUUUCACUCAAGAAGUUGCCCGAGAAAAUUGGUGAUCUAAAAUCUCUAGUCAAGCUUGAUUUGAGCAGGACAAAAAAAAUUGAAGAACUCCCAGACAACAUUUCUUGGCUGAGUUCUCUCAAAGAGCUCAAUAUGCAAUCUUGUGUCUCACUCAAUAAGUUGCCCGAAUCCAUUGGUGAUCUAAAAUCUCUAGUCAUGCUUGACUUGUCAUGGAUAGAAAAAAUUGAAGAACUCCCACAUAACAUUUCUAGGUUGAGUUCUCUCAAAGAGCUUAAUCUACAAUCUUGUGUCUCACUCAAUAAGCUGCCCGAGUCCAUUGGUGAUCUAAGAUCUCUAGCCAAGCUUGACUUGUUGUGGACAGAAGCAAUGAAAGAACUCCUAGACAACAUUUCCAGAUUGAGCUCUCUCAAAGAGCUUAAUCUCCGAUCGUGCCUCUCACUUAAGAAGUUGCCCGAGUCUCUGGGUGAUCUAAAAUCUCUAGUGAAGCUUGACUUGUUUUCAACAAAGAUUGAAGAACUCCCAAACAAUAUUUCUAUGCUGAGUUCUCUCAAGGAUCUUGAUCUCGAAAGCUGCGACUCACUCAAGAAAUUGCCCAAUGGUGUUGGUCUAUUAGAAAAGCUUGAGGUAUUAAAUGCUAUGGAUUUCGGGAAACUAGUGCAACUACCGAGAUCAAUGGGGAGAAUGAAGUGUUUGCGUAGCAUUGACCUGAGGGGAACCCAAAUUUCCAAAUUACCUGAUGAUAUUUCAUUGCUGUCAAGUUUAGAGGUGUUGACAGGGAACGCGAGGCUCAAAACCCUCCCAAUAGAUCUAUUAGCAACCUUCAAAAACUUGGAGUAAGUGAAU